UAUUAUUAAGUUGGACAAGUUAAGCUUGAAUCAUUGGAUUUAUGAAAUUUUUGUAUUCCCUUGGCUUGGGACAAUUCCACUGGACCGUCUAGAGGCCUGCCUUUUCCUUUCUCUCCUAACACAGCCAACAGUGAAGCUAGCCCCAUGGACGCCAUUGCUCUUUAUCCAUCGCCUGCAAUUGGUCACCUAAUUUCCAUGGUUGAGUUAGCUAAGCUCAUCCUCAAUCAAAAGCCUUCACUUUACAUCCACAUCAUCAUUUUUGAGCCACCCUACAACGCCGGCUCCACCGCCCCUUAUAUCAACAAAGUUUCAGCUACUAUUCCUUCCAUUAUCUUCCACCACCUCCCCAGUGUUACCCUCCCUCCAUCAGUCACCUCCACCUGUCGCCACCAUGAAAGCCUCACCUUUGAAGUUCUUCGACUCAAUAACCCUAAUCUUCAGCAAACCCUUCUUUCUAUUUCGAAUGAUUACACCAUCUACGCUUUUAUCGCUGACUUUUUCUGCUACGCUUCACUGUCUGUCACUGCCCAACUCAAUAUUCCUAGUUAUUUUUUCUUCACUUCUGGCGCUGGUUUUCUCUCUUCUAUCCUUUAUCUUCCUACGAUUCACAGAAACACCAACAAAAGCUUUAAAGAUAUGGAUACCCUUAUUCAUAUCCCCGGCGUUCCCCCGAUGCCAGCCAAAGACAUGGCAAAACCAUUGCUUGAACGUGGUGAUAAAGCCUAUCAGUUCCUCUUAGAUGGGUCAAUUCACUUUCCAAAAUCAGCUGGAAUUAUACUCAACACUUUUGAUUCUCUCGAGCCAAGAGCUGCCAAAGCAAUGAGAGAUGGGCUUUCUGUGACCGACGGUCCCACUCCACCCCUCUACUGCAUCGGGCCGUUAAUCGUAUCAGAUGAUCGGAGCAGUGGCGGUGCUGUUGAUCAGAAGCCAGAGUGUUUAUCUUGGCUAGACACACAGCCGAGCAAAAGUGUUAUCUUUCUGUGCUUUGGUAGCUUGGGAUUGUUCUCUGUGGCGCAAUUGACGGAAAUUGCUUUGGGGUUGGAGAGAAGUGGCCAAAGGUUCUUAUGGGUUGUGAAGAAUCCACCUUGUAACGAUAAAAACAUGGCCAUUCCAGAAGAAUCGGAUCCGGAUUUAGAUACAAUACUUCCAGCCGGGUUCUUGGAUCGAACCAAAGAAAGAGGAUUCGUUCUCAAGUCCUGGGCUCCACAGGUGGCGAUUUUGAAUCACGACGCGGUCAGUGGGUUCGUGACUCACUGCGGGUGGAACUCGGUGCUUGAAGCAGUACAUGCUGGUGUUCCAAUGCUGGCCUGGCCUCUCUAUGCUGAGCAAAGAUUCAACAGGAUUUUGCUGGUGGAAGAAAUCAAAAUCGCUCUACCGAUGAUGGAGUCGACUGAAAACGGGUUUGUGAGUUCAAGUGAAGUGGAGAAGCGAGUUAGAGAGUUGAUGGAGUCAGCGGAAGGUAACUGGAUUAGGAAACAAAUAAUAGCGAUGAAAAACGAUGCAAAAGAAGCAUUGAGUGAGGGUGGGUCGUCCCGUGCUGCGCUAUCCAAAUUGGUUGAGUCAUGGAAAUUAAAAUGAGUUGAGUUGAGUUGAGUCGAGUCUCACCAGGUUCACAACUCGUAUUGCCAUGCCGGGUUUCUAUUUUUAUUAAAUAUUAUGUAUAAUUUUUUUUAUAUUUUUCUCUUUUUAUUUAUAUAUUUGUUCAAUUGCCUCUUUUGAGUUGAAAGUAAAAAAUUUAAUAAAAAAUAUUAUUAAAAGA
Molecule: messenger RNA, 1759 nt
Organism: Mangifera indica (mango)
Lineage: Eukaryota; Viridiplantae; Streptophyta; Magnoliopsida; Sapindales; Anacardiaceae
Product: UDP-glycosyltransferase 88A1-like
Exons: 1
Coding region: 145-1578 (477 amino acids)
Molecular function (GO): UDP-glycosyltransferase activity
Source: RefSeq, a predicted model, not a curated record